AUGGCAGCGCCUGCUGCCUCGUUUCCUUCAAGUCUGUUUAACCCUGUUUCGGCAGGGAGUGAGGAGGAGAUGGUAGUGAGAUUUGAUAAUGAGGAUAUACAAGAAGGAGUAGAGAAAUGUUUGAAAAGUCUGGUUGGCAGAUUAUUGGCGGACAGAGAGUUUAGUUUUGAAACUCUGGAAGCAGCUCUUACAGCCAUCUGGAGACAACCAGAUGGAUUUAAGGUUUUGAACCAUGGAGGCAAUGUUUUUCAAUUCUUCUUUGAUAAAGAGAUAGAUUUGGUUAGAGUCGAAAAGGGAGCACCUUGCCUCUUUAAAAACUAUAUUUUGAACCUGAGAAGAUGGGAGGAAGACCUGCAGAUAAAGGAAGAAGCAUUCAUUCAUGUCCCUAUCUAG
This is a messenger RNA of Arachis stenosperma, 393 nucleotides long. RefSeq lists its product as uncharacterized. Lineage: Eukaryota; Viridiplantae; Streptophyta; Magnoliopsida; Fabales; Fabaceae. The transcript has a single exon. The record is from RefSeq and is a predicted model, not a curated record. Bases 1 to 393 code for a protein of 130 amino acids.